Molecule: messenger RNA, 453 nt
Organism: Rotaria sp. Silwood2
Lineage: Eukaryota; Metazoa; Rotifera; Eurotatoria; Philodinida; Philodinidae
Source: the annotation of a GenBank genome assembly
AUGACCAAACUCGUCCUCUUCAUCGCUUUUGUAUGUUUAGGCUUUAUCUCAGCCCGUGGGGCUCCUAAUGAAAGAUAUCAUGAAGGUGACUCUCAUCGUCCUCAUAAUGAUGAGAACAAUCAUGGGAUUUCAAAACUGUGUGCCAAUAACAGUUUGGCUCAAUCUUUUCUGACCCAAAUGCGUGCACUCAUCACACAGUUAAGUUCUAAUGACUCAUUCGCUCAAGUUCUUCAACAACGAGCACAUGAAAUAGCUUAUAUCCAAAAUAACACCGAUGCACAACUUCUGUCGUCGAAUUGUACUCAAUACUUUGAAGGUCUCGAUGCUGCACAAGAUGCUGACUUGCAAGCACAACGUCAACAGGAACAGUAUGAGCGCACUGUUACUUAUCUCUUUCAGGAAAUCAUUGCAGCUCUUUUGGGUUAUAACAUCGAGAGCAGUGAAGGCUCCUGA